Molecule: messenger RNA, 1372 nt
Organism: Belonocnema kinseyi
Lineage: Eukaryota; Metazoa; Arthropoda; Insecta; Hymenoptera; Cynipidae
Exons: 3
Coding region: 320-1243 (307 amino acids)
Source: RefSeq, a predicted model, not a curated record
AUGUCGAUGUUGGGGGGCGUCGGUUCACUCCAAGUCACUCCAAGUCGAACGUAUUUGAGCAUCGAAUUGGCGGGAUCAUGGUAUCGGCCAUAAUCUAAUCAAUAAUGGUACCGGCGUGUGCCAGUUGCAAUCAAUGCCUCGAAAACAUUGUUAUCUUUUUUAUGCACAAAGAAAAUUCAACUGCUUUGUUUUCCGAAGAAACAUUAAAUAUAAGGAAUGACUCGUAUAUGAGAAUACUUACUGUGAUUCCGAAAAAAACAUGGAUGCACUUGAUUCAUAAUAAAUUCUUUAUCGAAAAAAUCAGCUUAGUCAAGUAAAUAUGACAGGCAAUUCCAUUGAUCAAAAAAAUAAUACGCAGAACAUGAAUAAGAGUUUAAAAAUAGUACAUGCUUGUAUAUUGAAAAACUUUGCAUUGUGGGACAAUCAGAGUCACAAAACAACGAUGUUGAAGUUGAUUUACAGUAGUGUCAAACAUCUAACUGAAAAUAGACGAGGAAUAUUAUCGAAUGACACGUUAAAAAAUUUGCAAAGAAUGCUUGUGAUUAAUGCAGCUAAUAAAUGUAAAUGUUCGCCAAUUAAUUCAAAGCAGUUACAAGAAGACAUUACAUUUUUUGGUGUAAAUGAUGUAGCCAAAUUUGAAAUAAAUGACUCAGACAAUUUGGAGGUCAAAAGUGUUAUAGAGGCAAAAUUAAGAGAGGAUAUACACGAUUUUAUUAUAAGGUACAGUGAUUUGGGCGGCAACUUGAAAGAUGUGCCAAAGAAUUUAGACAAGCUGAACAAACAUUUCCGUCAAAUAUGUUGUCAGAAAAAUGAACUUCAACUUUUAAAUUGGAAAAAGAAAAUCAAUGAAAUCUAUAUAAUGUACGAGAAACACUUGAUGAUGAUCUGCAAAUUAUUGAUUGGCUGGCCGCAUGUCAAAGGCAAAUUAAAUGAAACUCAAUUUAAAAACACGGAAGAUAUAUUGCUACAAGUCCAAUUCACAGAAACACAAACUAAUAUCAGUAAAUUAUCCUGCAAAUUAAGAAUGUUUUUAGAAUCACCUGCAUGCAUUAAUGCUCUUAAAACUUUAAGCAUGAACUUAGACACAAAGAUUCAUGAAAUUGAUUGUGAAAUUCAGAGAAAAUCAAAUUUUAAAAAGGAAUAUGAGGAUCUGAAAUCCACAGAAUAUGAUGAGAUUUUAAAAAAAUAUACUGAUAUGUGUAAUGCUGUAAAAAAAAAAAAAAUGUUAUAUGACCGUUUGUAGUAUAAUACAAACUUCCGUGGCAUAAAGGCACAGAAAUAACGUUCCUGUUACAGUUUUCUAUAUUAUAACGAGGGAUGAGUGAAAAACUCGUAUUUGAAUGAAGUAAUCAAAUAUACCAGUUUCAUCGUU